UCCACAGAAGGGAGUAGUGCUUGGUGUUCUUCGUUCGGUAUUAAUCACUCGGUUGUAAUUUGCUAUGGAGGGUAAAGUGAACCAACCCAUGGUAGACCGAGAGCUUGACUCCUUCCGGGGGCCAUCGACCGUGGUGACUAUUGGAACCAGUGGUUCGCCGGUCAGCGACCACGUCCUCUGGUCUCUUUUCAACUUUGUUCUCUGUAACUUCUGUUGCCUUGGGUUUCUGGCUUUAGUCUUUUCCGUUAAGUCUAGAGAUUGUAAAGCUGUGGGAGAUGUACAUCGAGCUGAACACUACAGCUUGACAUCCAGAAACCUGAAUAUAAUGACAACAUCUCUGUCCAUCCUUACUUUUGUGGUUUUGUUUGGCCUGUUAGUUGCUGGUGUGAUCCGAAUUCCCCAUUGCGGAGAAUGAAACUCUAAUCCAGGAUGAACAUUAUAGAUCAACCGAUGCAUAACAAUUGAUCAUUGACUCUGUCACUGAAAUACUUCAAACACCACAUACUUCUAAAUCUGCUUAUUCUGUAAUGAAUGAUUUGUAUAAUAUUUCAAUAAACUGCAAUGUUUUGGUGUGGCAA
This is a messenger RNA of Rhincodon typus (whale shark), 578 nucleotides long. RefSeq names its product dispanin subfamily A member 2b-like. The transcript has 2 exons. The coding region runs from base 65 to 415 and encodes 116 amino acids. Lineage: Eukaryota; Metazoa; Chordata; Chondrichthyes; Orectolobiformes; Rhincodontidae. The record is from RefSeq and is a predicted model, not a curated record. Gene Ontology annotation, cellular component: plasma membrane.